Rhizoctonia solani is the source of this 732-nucleotide messenger RNA. RefSeq lists its product as uncharacterized. The record is from RefSeq and is a predicted model, not a curated record. The transcript is spliced from 3 exons. Lineage: Eukaryota; Fungi; Basidiomycota; Agaricomycetes; Cantharellales; Ceratobasidiaceae. The coding region runs from base 1 to 732 and encodes 243 amino acids.
AUGACCAAGGCCAAGAAGAUAAAGGUUAUGCACAAGACUCCUUUGUGGGCCAAAGCUAUUACCCCAGACCUUUUUAAAGGCUUAAAUAUUCACUCUGAUGGCUCAGAGCUUAUCACCCGCAAUCGCCCUGCGCCUAAUGGGUCUUCUCAUGAGCUUAAGCAAAAGCUGGAUCGUGAGACCCUUCGAAAAGCUGAACAUGAUAUGGAGAGAUCGCUUCUGAAAGAAAUCUCUCGGGCUAUAGAUAAUCAAAACCAACAAACCUACAAUGAGAUCGGACAUCCGCCUUCACUCAGUUUGAAGCCGAGCUACAAAGUUGCCCCCCUUUCGCAUACUAUCUUUCGCCAGGUUGGUGUCAGACUGGAAUGCAGAACGUCCGGCCAAUCCAAUGUCGAAAGCACUUUCGAGAAGCUCUUAAAGAUGGUCCGAAAAGAGAUGGUGAAUCUGCUUGAAGCCAAACGACUCUUGGACAAAAAGCUGGAGAAGCUUACCAACAUUAUUCACCCUUCGCUAAGUGAAAGCAUGCACAAACUUAGAAAUCACAUGUCUGCAGUCGAAGGGCCUACACAAGUCUCCAUACAGAAUGGAUGGACAAGCAUUUUCCCUUGUUACGGGAUUGCUGUUAAUCGUGUUACUGGAAUACACCGAGACCAGAGGGGCAUCAGAGGGGGACUCGACAUUAUAGGGGUUUUAGGCAGUUUCACUGAAGGGGCGAUUUGGAUCUUCCGGAUUUAA